This is a messenger RNA of Mya arenaria, 4630 nucleotides long. Its product is annotated as protein turtle-like. NCBI's taxonomy places the organism in Eukaryota, Metazoa, Mollusca, Bivalvia, Myida, Myidae. The record is from RefSeq and is a predicted model, not a curated record. Gene Ontology annotation, molecular function: protein binding. The transcript is spliced from 15 exons. The coding region runs from base 106 to 2592 and encodes 828 amino acids.
GAGGCCACUGAAAACACGAGUAGUGUACAUUCAUGCUACUUCCCGUUUGUAAACCAAGCUUUAAUCAUUUCAAAAUCGAUCCCAUUCAAUGGGUAUCAUUUAAAAAUGUUCCUACAAAUUCAACUUGGAUUAUAUAUUAUUGUUUCGUUUUAUUGUAAAGAGACAUCAGGCACGCCUACAAUCACCCAAAGUCCCGAUCCAGUCAUAGAAGGAGUGACUGUCGUGCUUCAAUAUGUUCAUCCACUAUGCCAGGCGCCAACCACUUGUACUUAUAGUUGGAGCGAUGGCAAGACCGGAAAAGCAAUAUCAGUUGCUGCGGAUAGAAAUAUAGGGUCGUUCUCAUGUACAGUGACGGUAAAUGGGACAACAACGAGUUCAACAACAAGAGAUAUAAACGUUUGGUAUGGACCAAACACGAAACCGACGGUUUCGAUGCCAGCUUUGGUUCAAACGGAGAAUAAAGCCCUUACUUCUGGUAUUAAUUGCACGGCACCUUCGUGCAAGCCAAAUUGCACCAUCAAAUGGACUAAAGGUAGCACGAUCAAGAACAGUCCAGUCCUUUUUGCCAAUGGAGCCCUUUUGAACCGCAGUGACGCAGGAACGUACACGUGCAAUGUAUCCAAUUCAGUUGGUUACAACGUAGCAUCCACCGUCGUUACUGUUUUGUAUGGUCCAGACAAGGUCACGAUUUCUAGCACCACUGAAUCAAUUAAAGUAAUCGAAGGUAAAGCAAAUCAACUGACUUGUUCUCGGGCUGCAUGCGUACAAAAUUGUACACUUACGUGGAAAAAGGGUGGCAAAGAAUUAAAAUCCAGUCAAUCCAGUACGUUGAAUCUAUUUGGCGCCUCAGAGAAGCUUUACAGAAACCACACUGGAAAUUAUGUUUGUGAAGGCACAAAUGCUCGCGCUGGAAUUCCUUCAGCAACGGACGCAAUUCAAGUACAAAUCCAAUUUGCACCUGAUGACGUUGCGUUGAGUUUCAACAAUAGCACAGGUGUGUUGAAAUGCUCAGCAACUGGAGUUCCGAACUUCACAUUCUACGCUAUCACCCAAACCGUUUCUAAUACCUUCGUUAGACAUUUGCCACUUAAUGUUUCGGACAAAACCGCAACUGUCUAUGUUGGAACUCUGGACUAUCAACGGACUGGCAAUUACAGUUGUACAGUUCAAAAUGGAAUUACCAGCUACAGUAAAAACAAGAUAAACCAGACAGCGGCUUUAGAUGUUUCCAUAAAAGAUAAACCCAUUUUUCCACAAUAUGAGAAAACGUACAACUUUUCAAAAGGUGAUCCCAUUCAUAUAAACCUUCCAGUAUAUUCCAUCCCGAUUUUCGACAAUUUCUCUGUAGAGCCGAACAAUCGAUUUGAUGCCACUAUUUCGAACAAAAUGGUUUACGGCAUCAUGUUCUUCGACAAAAGUAUCAGUAUAGCUGGACAAUCACUCAGAUUGGAAAUAAACGAGACGCUUGAAGAAUAUUUUGGCAGUUACACAGUAACUUUUAGAAACAGCGCAAACUUUUCUGAACUGACAUUCGAGCUUAGGCCUAAAGGUCCACCUGACGUUCCAUUGAAAUUCGAAGCAAUAUCGACAUCAUACGACACAGUCACGUUCAAGGUCCAAUCUGGAUUUUUCAACGGAGCAAGCCAAACCAUCUUUUUAGAGAAAAAGGAAACCAGUCAGACCGAGUGGGAAAUAUCUUUGGAAAAAGAUUUCGGAAUUGAAAAGAACCAAGAAUAUGACAUGCCUUCUGAAGGACUUUCACAGAACACUGAAUAUCAAUUCAGGGUUUAUUCUUCUAAUGCAUUCAACCGAAGUGAUUAUUCCGCAGUUGUAGAAAUAAAAACAUCCAUAAAUGCCGGGAUGGUUGCCGGUAUAGUUAUUGGAGGACUUGCUGCCAUCAUUAUCGCCAUCAUUAUCAUCGUUGUUGUUGUCAAAAAGAUGCGAAAAGAUGACAAGCCACCGCCCCCAAUUGUGCCUUUUACGGAUAUAUUCAGUGCAGAUAACUUAGAGAACUAUGAAAACACUGCUAUUAGAGGGACUCCCAAUGAAUACGCAGAUUCGCCCACAUUUACUUCAGGGAAAACUUACGAAAAUGUAGAAAACAUGGGAAAGCCAUUCGAGGGAGCACUUUCACAAGACAGUAAAGGUUACAUAACGCUAGAAAAUGCUGGGGUGCAACAAGCAGCACCUAACGACUAUUACAACACCUCAUUCGAUAAGGGUUUAUACGCUAACACUAACCUUGUGCAAGAUGUUGCAACCGCGGGCAACUUUACGCCAGCUGCUGAAAAGAAAAUGAAAGGUGAAGAGGGUUAUUUGACUGCUGAUAAACUAAAACAGGAUGCGGAGAUAAAGAAGGAGCCUGCAGCAUACAUGAACUUCAGUAGUCAGAUACAGGCACGACUAGCAAAAGAGAAAGAAGCGAGAGAAGCAGACAAGGACGAUUACAUGGAAAUGAAUUUGAAUUUGAAACCUCCAAAAAAAGCCAGAGAAAGUAUGCCUGGCUUUGUGGCGCCUCUGCCUCCGAACACUAACCACGAUCAAGAGGAAGACUAUAUGAAUUCGCCAUUUCCGAAAGUACGAAAGAGUUAGGCACGCCAUUUCCGCCAAUACGAAAGAGUUAGUCACUGAGAGGGCAAAGCGAGCAAACUGGAGAGAGCCGCAAAACAAGAAUGAUUGCAAACGAACAAAACGGGUUCAUGUGACAAUGGUUUUCAUAGACAGAAAAUAUGAAAGCAUAAAAACUUAUUUAUUUCGUCCGUUAAUUUGAAAGCUAACAAGACAUCGCCAGUGUAGUGAUGAACUUGAUUUCAUGAGUGCUCUUACGUAAAAUGCUGGGUUUAAUUUUAAAAUCCACUAUGCAGCGUACUACGAGAAGGUAUGUUAGAGCACUCUAAUGCAAGAUGUUCUGCUAAGUCUAGUUCGACUUCAAGAUCAGAGGGUUUAUGUGGUACUUCAAGGCAUUGUGUACAUAAAUAAUCACAUAAAUACGGUUUACUGAAACAAACAGUCUAAAAAAAGAUUCGAAUGUUCAUCGUAUGAAGAGUUUCAGGACUUGAAAGAGGUGUAUUUAUUAUUUGUUCGAUAUACAAUUUAAUGUGUUUUACAUUUUUUUUUUUAAUAGCGGGGUCUGUUUUAUUUAAGAAAAAUCUUCUAGGAUAUAUUUUAUAACAACGCAGUGCGUAUUAUUUCUCCCUAUCAAUGUAUUGCUAUAAUCCUUUGUGAAAAACGUAUGUUUAUAUGUGACAUUAGCUUCAUUGGGUUUUAUGUCAUCAGAAUCAACCUGUCAGUUUUAUUGCAAUAUAUGGACCUUUUACUCAAUCAUAAAACACGUUUAAAAACAGCAGCCAAUUGUAUGAAACUUGGAAAAAUUGUCCACACAUAAUCCUUUGGUUAGUUUGCACAUUUAAGUAUUUAGACAUAAAUACGAUAAUUAUUAAGCGCUCUCUGACGUCACUCUUUUCCCAUAAUUUUCUGAUAGGUGGCGCGGUGUUUUAGCACUGAAAUCAUUGUUAAGCGCAACUCCAGCCGAGCGGUCAUAGUUAAGAAAUUAAAUUUGAAAACCACUUUUGUACAAUCGGCAGUGCCGUAGCCAGACUUUUAAAAACACCGAGGCAAAACGAUCUAUGGGGGUCCGGGGGCAUGCCCCCCCCCCCGGAAUUAUUUUUUUGCAAGAAGCGAUUUUCUGCAUUCUGGAGUAUGUUUGUUCGAUGGUUUGUGUACAUUGAGGCAAAUGAAGUGAGUCGAAAAGAGUUAUUUUUAGAGCUAUAGAAAUUAUUAAAUGCUCAAAAAAACACCGAGGCAACUGCCUCGGUGUGCCUCAGUGUAGCUACGGCACUGAUCGGAUGCUGAAUUCAAGUGUUUACUUGUUGAUUGAAGCGUUUUAACGUUUUAUUUAUUUUACAUCGAUGAAUCUCUCACAUAUCUAUCAUUAUAAAUUGUCAAUGUAAUAAUACUCAUGUACAUGUUUACUUUUAUUUAAUGAAAUAAAAGACAUCCGCACGAUGUAAAAAAUGGUGUACAUUGUAUAAUCACCAAAUGAGUACUGGGCCCAUGAUUACGGAUGGUCUCAAGACCAAGUCUCUUUCAGAUGAGAGACAUAGUAUAAGCCAGAUGAGAGACAUAGUAUAAGCCAGGUAUAAGCCAGAUGAGAGACAUAGUAUAAGCCAGAUGAGAGACCUAGUAUAAGCCAGAUGAGAGACCUAGUAUAAGCCAGAUGAGAGACAUAGUAUAAGCCAGAAGAGAGACAUAGUAUAAGCCAGAUGAGAGACCUAGUAUAAGCCAGAUGAGAGACAUAGCAUAAGCCAGAUGAGAGACAUAGCAUAAGCCAGAUGAGAGACAUAGUAUAAGCCAGAUGAGAGACAUAGUAUAAGCCAGAUGAGAGACAUAGUAUAAGCCAGAUGAGAGACAUAGUAUAAGCCAGAUGAGAGACAUAGCAUAAGCCAGAUGAGAGACAUAGUAUAAGCCAGAUGAGAGACAUAUUAUAAGCCAGAUGAGAGACAUAGUAUAAGCCAGAUGAGAGACAUAGUAUAAGCCAGAUGAGAGACAUAGUAUAAGCCUCAAGGCUUUCUUCUCAAUAUUGUGUACACUAUUGUUUUGUGCAUAAUUUACAUGUUUUUCUGUUUCAAUG